AUGUAUCGGUUUGGUUUGAAGCACCGACUAAUUGCCGCUCUACCUACACGCAGUGGACAAAUAAACAUUGACCAAAACAAGAAUACACUGGAUGCGGUCACAUAUCCCUGUACAAAUUCGUUUCCUGGAUACAAUUACAUGGCGAGUCACAUCGGACAUUACAACUACACAGUACUAAACAGUUUUAUACCAAACUCCAAAUUCAUAACUAUAAUGCGUUCACCUUACACUCAGAUGGAAUCUGCGUUUUAUUACAUACGAGCUGACUACAAGCAUAAACUCGAAAAUUUCAGCAAUCCGUUCGCCGAGUUUCUUCACAAUUAUUCUAAAAUCAAGUAUCGCUUCACGAUGCAUUCAAUAACAACAGGAAAGUGGGGCCAGCUCAGUAUGUUAGGCUAUAACUGGGCGAAGCUCAAACAAAAUCAUCAUCAUAUUAAGACGAAAAUACUGGAACUUGACAAAGAAAUGGAUUUAGUAAUGAUUACUGAGUAUAUGGACGAAUCCUUAGUGUUACUGAAAAAACUGAUGUGCUGGACAUUUGAUGAUAUCGUGUAUCAUUCGUGCAAAGUAAGAGCCCCGGGAGGACGGGUACCUUUGAGUCAACGCACAAAAGAAGUUGUCGCGAACUGGAACGCUGGCGACCUGUUACUAUACGAUUCCUUCAACAAAACAUUUUGGCGAAAAAUAGAAAACUAUGACGGUAAUUUUGAAGAAGAUUUGCGUUUAUUCCGAAAAAAGCAAAUUGAAAUUACGAAGAAGUGUCUGAAUAGCUCUAGUGAAUAUUGUAGACUUUUGAGCAUCGAUGCCGACAAAUUUGCGAGAGAAAUUGUCAAAAACAGACAGCAUGAUUUAUUUUGUAGAAAGUGA
This is a messenger RNA of Saccoglossus kowalevskii, 867 nucleotides long. RefSeq names its product galactosylceramide sulfotransferase-like. The record is from RefSeq and is a predicted model, not a curated record. Lineage: Eukaryota; Metazoa; Hemichordata; Enteropneusta; Harrimaniidae.